Messenger RNA from Botrytis byssoidea, 1188 nucleotides. RefSeq lists its product as uncharacterized. Gene Ontology annotation, biological process: zinc ion import across plasma membrane. The record is from RefSeq and is a predicted model, not a curated record. Lineage: Eukaryota; Fungi; Ascomycota; Leotiomycetes; Helotiales; Sclerotiniaceae. Bases 1 to 1188 code for a protein of 395 amino acids. The transcript has 3 exons. Gene Ontology annotation, cellular component: plasma membrane. Gene Ontology annotation, molecular function: low-affinity zinc ion transmembrane transporter activity.
AUGUCGGAAUAUACUGUGGAAGUUACGUGUGGGAGUGGAAAUGAAUAUGAUGGACGAAUGGGUAUACGAAUAUCUUCCAUAUUCGUGAUUGGAUUUGGGUCCAUGAUGGGUGCCCUUCUACCAAUCGCUGCUGCAAGAACGAAAAGGAUGAGUGUUCCACCUUUGGCAUUCUUUAUCACCAAAUAUUUCGGAUCGGGUGUUAUUAUAGCUACCGCUUUCAUACAUUUACUUGCUCCCGCUUCGGCCAAUUUGGCCUCUCCGUGUUUAACGGGCGCAAUUACAGAUUAUGAUUGGGCCGAAGGUAUUUGCCUUAUGACUAUUUUUAGCAUGUUCUUCAUUGAGCUCAUGGCGUCACGAUUUGAUGUAUUUGGACAAGAUGAUCAUGACCUGGAAGCAGCCGAUCCUGCAAGGGAUCUCAUCAGACGAACUACCCGAGAUGAGAAAGUUGACGCAUUAAAAACAUCUUCGCCCUCAGAUGGUAAUAGUUACAAAGAAACUGGCGAUAGCCCUCAAGCUUCCAACGCAGUACUAGAACAACAUGAUCACGAGAGCUCAAUUACCCGGAUACCGACAUCUGGAGAAGGACCAUCCAGAGGUAGAUCAAGUAUUCCAGGUCGACCUGAUGAUUUAUCAUAUCCCCCUGGAGGUGAGGAUCACCUCGGACAUCAACGAGAACACCAUGAAGAUGGUGACCAUUUUGCUGCUCAAAUGACUGCACUAUUUAUUCUUGAAUUUGGUGUCAUAUUUCAUUCCAUUUUUAUCGGUCUCACACUUGCCGUCACAGGUGAUGAUUUUAACGUCCUUUACAUUGUCCUUGUUUUCCAUCAAACAUUUGAAGGACUUGGUCUUGGAGCUCGACUUGCCACAGCUCAUUGGCCUAAAAAGAAGGGAUGGAUGCCAUGGGCUUUAGGAGCAGCUUAUGGUUUUACAACCCCUAUUGCAAUUGCUAUUGGCUUAGGUGUUCGUACAACAUUUGCCCCAGGUAGUCAAAAGACUAUGAUUAUCAAUGGUGUAUUCGAUUCCAUCAGUGCUGGAAUUCUCAUCUAUACAGGAUUGGUGGAAUUGAUGGCACAUGAAUUCAUGUUCAAUCAAGAAAUGCGUAAAAGUUCAAUGAAGAUGAUGCUCUUCGCUUUCGGAUGCAUGGUUGCAGGAGCAGGUUUGAUGGCGUUAUUAGGGAAGUGGGCUUGA